CUUGUCCGCGCUGCACAGUAUUAAAACUCCAAACCCGAUAUUUCACCAUCUCAUUUCAGUAUUUUCUCUCUCAUCUUCUCAAAAAACCCUAGCAGCACACUCACUCUCUCUAAAACCCCCGCCCACACUCUCCGAGUCUCUCAUAUUCUUCAGCCAUGGAGUUCUGGGGUGUUGAGGUGAAAAGUGGAGAGCCUCUUAAGGUUUCCCCCGGUGAUGGGAUGGUCUUGCAUCUUUCUCAGGCUUGUAUUGGUGAACUUAAAAAGGAGAAAGGAAAUGAAGCUGUCUACUUGUUUGUGAAUGUUGAUGGAACUAAGCUUGUUCUUGGAACACUCUUUGCUGAUAAGUUGCCUCAACAACAGUUUGACUUAGUGUUUGACAAAGAUUUCGAGCUAUCGCACAACUUUAAAAGUGCAAGUGUCUAUUUCUAUGGAUACAGGGCCAGCAACCCAUUUGAAGAAUAUCCUUUACACACAUUUUCCAGUUUUGGAUUUGUAUUCCUUAACUGUGUGUUUUUGUUGAUUCGCACGGGGCCAGAGGGAGAAUCUGAUGAAUUUGACUCUGAGGAAGAAGAGGAAGAAGAGGAAGAACCACUUCCUCUUGCUAAUAAUGGGAAACCUGAGUCAAAGCCUAAGGAAGGAAAAUCUGUGGAGGUUGCUAAAGCUAAUGCUGACAAAGGGAAGGAGUCUGAUGGUGGUAGGCAAAAGGUGAAGAUUGUGGAGCCAAAGAAAGAUGUGGAUGCUAGUGAAGAGGAUGAUGAAAGCAGUGAUGAAGACAUGAUGUCUGAGGACGAUGAUGAAGAUGACUCUCAGGAUGAAGAUGAUUCUGAUGAAUCUGGUGAGAGUGAUGAAGAGACACCAAAGAAGGCUGAGCCAAGCAAGAAGCGACCAUCAGAAUCUGCUACAAAAACGCCCGUGCAAAGCAAGAAGGCAAAAGCAACUCCGCAGAAAACUGAUGGCAAAAAGGCUGGUGGUCAUGUUGCCACACCUCACCCAGCAAAACAGGCUGGGAAAACACCUGCGAACAAGCCAAAUCAGCAAACAACAAAAUCCGGGGGAUCACAUUCCUGCAAGAGCUGCAACAGGACAUUUACAUCUGAGCAAGGUCUUGAUUCCCACACAAAAGCUAAGCAUGCUGGUGGAAAGUAAAUUGAAACUCCUCUCCCUAAUGCAUUUCUUGUGGGAGGCUGUGGUUUUGGUUUUGGUUUUGGAAGAGUGCUCGUAUGUGUAAACCUUGGAAGUUAGAUUAUGAAGUCAAGUAUUUUGGUUUGACACAAAAAUUGUAGGCGCAUGAUUCCUAUUGGAUGUUGAGUUCUGGAUUAUUAUAUUAAAUUUAUGGUUUUCUAUCAUUAAAUCUCAUGUCUGCAUUUGUUUCAUUUAUAUUAUUACUUAUUACAUGCUAG
Messenger RNA from Striga asiatica, 1399 nucleotides. Lineage: Eukaryota; Viridiplantae; Streptophyta; Magnoliopsida; Lamiales; Orobanchaceae. The record is from the annotation of a GenBank genome assembly.